Danio rerio (zebrafish) is the source of this 867-nucleotide messenger RNA. The record is from RefSeq and is a predicted model, not a curated record. Lineage: Eukaryota; Metazoa; Chordata; Actinopteri; Cypriniformes; Danionidae.
AUGGUUGAGGGCAACAGAGGUGUGUUUGGUGUUGAAGUGAAGUCUGUGUUGGCGACUGAAGGAGAUUCGGUCUCUCUACACAUUAGCGUUACAAAAGAACAGAAAAUUGAUGAGAUCGAAUGGCGGUUUGGAAAUAAUAUUCUGAUAGCUAAACUGAACAGAAAUAAUCAUUUGAGCACAUUCUAUGAUAAUGCUGCUAACAGGAGAUUCGGAGGGCGACUGAAGCUGGACAAUCAAACUGGAUCUCUGACCAUCACAAACAGCAGAAGCACAGACUCUGGACUUUAUAAAGUAACCAACACGGACAGCAAAUUACUCUUCACAUUCAACUGUACUGUCUAUGCUCGUCUACCUGUUCCUGACAUCUUCUUGAGCUCUUCUCAAUGUUCUUCAUCCACAUCUUUAUCAGAGCAGUAUUGUUCAGUGGUGUGUUCAGUGUUGAAUGUGAGCACUGUGAGUCUCUCCUGGUACAAAGGAAACAGUUUAUUGUCCAGCAUCAGUACGUCUAAUCUCAGCAUCAGUCUCUUUCUACCUCUGGAGGUGGAAUAUCAGGAUAACAGCACCUACAGCUGUGUGGUCAACAACACCAUCAGCAACCAGACCAUACAUCUGGACAUCAACACACUCUGUCAGCCAUGUUCAGGCCUACUACAAGUGCUGCUCUGUGCUGCUGCUGGAUGCUUGAUUCUAGCUCUGCUCGUGAUCUUUGGCAUCUGCAUGAAGCAAAAGAAAACAGCCCAAAAAGUUGAGACUCGUGCAGAAGAGAUCACAUAUGCUGAUCCCACAUUCCACAGAAGAAAAGCACCGAAAUCGGGUGUUCAAGAGGAGCCAGAUGUGGAGUAUGCAGGAGUCGCUGUGAGACAUUGA